AUGGAAGGAUCACUCAAUAUAGGUAAACUGUAUGAUCUUUUUAAAGUAUAUUGUGAUGAAAAUGGCUAUACACCAGUAAAAGAACAUAUGAAUCGUUAUAUCUUCAAUCACGAGUUCAAUAUAGAAUUUCAAAAACCAAAAAAAGAUUUAUGUGAUAUAUGUUAUGAAUAUUGCAACAUUGUUAAUGCAAGCAAUGAGCAGACAGAAAGUUAUAAUAAACCCAUAACAUCAAAGAAUGAUACCAAAACUGAACGUGAAAAAGAUUGUCAAAAUGUUGAUCCUAAAACAGCAAUUAAGUUCUGCGAGCCAGGUCACUCCAGCAUUCAAGAAUGUGAUAAUAUUCAUAGUCAAAUUGAAAAAUCCCUCUCUGCUGCAGAAAUAUUUAGUCCACUUGGACUAGAAAGAGCUAUUAAAAAUGUAAACCGUAAAAAACCAUUCUCUGUUUACCAAAUGCAAUUAGUAGAUGUGAAGAAUUUUUCAAUUGUUGCUGGGUUGUCAAGUUAUAAGUUAGUGCCUUAUACAAGAGCUAAAAAUCUUGUUUAUCGAAAUGGACUGCCAUACCAUAAUUCAAAUAAAGAAAUAUCUGUUUAUCUUUUUAAUGCCAGAAGCCUUGCUAAUAAACUUCAUGAAUUUAAUUUAUAUACAGAGGUAGUCAACCCAGCUUUAAUAUGCGUGUGCGAAACCUUUUUUAACAAUAAACUAACCAAUGGCAUUGUUUGUCCUAAUGGCUAUUCAAUUUAUCGUAAAGACCGUGUGAAAAUUGGAGGAGGAGUCGCUAUUUAUUGUCGACAUGAUAUUAAGUCCAAACAAGUUGCGAUUACUCAAAACAAUAAUGAUGUUGAUAUUAUCUGCGUUGACAUCCUCAAACUUCGUUUAAUUACAUGCUACCGUCCACCUUCUUAUUCCAAAAUAGAUUUUGACUAUCUCGUCUCUAUGAUGUCAAUUAUAAAUGAUUUGUGCGACUCAGUUUCUCAAUUUAUUAUUGUGGGUGAUUUUAACUUACCAAAAAUUGACUGGCUAAACUACAUCUCACCGAACGAAAAAUGUCAUAGCUUAUUUUUAACUCUUGUCAAUAGUCUUGGUAUGCAUCAAUUUGUUCACGAACCAACACGCGAAUCCAAUAUUUUAGACCUUGUUUUUUCUAAUAACAAUGGUCUUUUAAGUAAAAUUUCUGUUAAGUGCCCUUUUAGUACCAGCGACCAUAACUCAGUCCAUUUUUCUUUAAACAUUAAUGAUAAAUAUCAGUACGAAAAGAAAUCGAAAUAUUUUUAUGAUUUCAUCAAUGCUGAUAUAGAUAACUUUCUAAUUUACCUUUCGAAUAUUAAUUGGGACUACGAGUUUUCUUAUGUAUUCAAUAUUGAUGAAUAUUGGAACAUUUUCUAUAAUCAUAUGAGAAUUGGGAUAGACCGUUUUGUUCCGGUAAGAAAAAUACAUCAUAAUAAAAAGAGUCAUCAUUACCCUAAAUAUAUCAAGAAAAUGUUAAGUCGAAAAUUAUUUUUAUGGAAAAGAAAUUCCGUUAAUAAAACCAUUCUACAUAAACAAACUUACAAAACAUACGCCAUCAAAUGUGUACAAACCUUGUUUGUUUAUCCCAAAAGAAUCGAACUCAAAUUAGUUGAUGACCAUAAACACAGUAAGUUCUUUAACUAUGUUAAUAAUAAACUAAAUAAUCAUAAAGGGAACUACCCUAUAAAGAACAACGACAAUAAUUUCAAGUUAAAUUCUUGCAACAAAGAAACUGCUGAAGUUUUUAAUAAACACUUUGGAAGUGUAUUUACGGACGGUAACAACUAUUCACCAAAUAUUACUAGUUUUGUUAACGACUCGAUAAACAUUGAAGACAUUAAUUUUUCUGUUCAGACGGUUUAUUCAAUUUUAAUCAAUCUCAAACCGAGUACAUCUUAUGGUCCUGACGGAAUACCGAACAUUCUUCUGAAAAAGCUAGCUCUUGUUUUAUGUAUCCCACUUUCGUUUAUAUUUGAUGCCAGCUUUAAGUCUACCACAACAGUGGCUUUAAGCUUUAAGUCUACCACAGCUUUAAGUCUACCACAACAGUGGCUUCAAGCUUUUGUUUCUCUAAUUUUUAAAAAAGGAGCAACAUCAGACCCUAAUAAUUAUAGACCAAUUUCACUCACAUGCACCUGUUGUCGUGCAAUCGAAAGAAUUAUUAACUCGGAUAUUAUUAAACACUUAACUCUCCAUAACUUAAUAGCCAAUAAUCAACAUGGUUUCCUCAAGAAACGCUCUACAUGCACUAAUCUUUUAGAAUCUGUUAAUGAUUGGAGUACUGCACUAGACAAUAAUCUAACAACAGAUGUUGUAUAUAUCGCCUUUCAAAAGGUAUUCGAUUCUGUAUCACACCCUAAAUUGUUAGCCAAACUAGCUUUAUUUAACAUAAGAGUCAACUAUCUUGAUUGCUCUUUAGAACUUUAUGCCGAUGACAUUAAGUUAUACAGUUCAUUUUGCAAUACGGACCAUAGCCAUUAUUUAGCUAUUGCUCUUAAUAAUGUAGUACUUUGGUCAGAAACAUGGCCACUACCUAUUUCUACCAGUAAGUGUUUUGUUCAUAAGAUUGCACCUGCUUCAUCGAGAAAACUUGUUAACUUUAACUAUAAGUUAGGAGAUCAUAUUUUAGCUUGGUCUUCUAUUCCGAAAGAUCUCGGUGUAACUCUGGACUCUCAACUAAACUAUAAAAAGCAUAUCUCAAACAUUGUACAUGCAGCUAAUACUAGAGCAUUUCUUAUUUUAAAACGCUUCAAGUCUCGCGAUUCUAUAAUCUUAGUAAAAGCCUUCAAUACAUAUAUUAGGCCUAUAUUAGAAUAUUGCUCCCCAGUUUGGUCACCAUAUCAUGUUGAACUAAUAAAGGUUGUUGAGAACGUGCAAAAACGUUUCACAAAAAAAAUCCUGCACUUAGGCAAUUUAACCUACGAUAACCGAAUUCAGUUGCUUGAUUUGGAGUCGCUUGAGUUAAGGUGUUUUCAUCCACCUUUCGAGAGCAUUCGAUACUGUCGAUCAUGA
This is a messenger RNA of Hydra vulgaris (swiftwater hydra), 3018 nucleotides long. Lineage: Eukaryota; Metazoa; Cnidaria; Hydrozoa; Anthoathecata; Hydridae. The record is from RefSeq and is a predicted model, not a curated record.